Messenger RNA from Diabrotica balteata, 2370 nucleotides. The record is from the annotation of a GenBank genome assembly. Lineage: Eukaryota; Metazoa; Arthropoda; Insecta; Coleoptera; Chrysomelidae.
AUGGUAUUUUGUGGUUUGUGUUGCAGUGAUAAAGAGAGUGUGAACAAUGCGGAAAUCUCUGAAAUUGUAUAUAUAGGGGCCGAAAAAAGUGAAAUCUUCAAUCAUGAAGAACUUCAAAAUGCCGAUCAGAAAGUGGAAUACCUGCGAGGGGCUCUUAGUGCUAUCACAAAGAAAAUCGCUCCCAAUGGACUCUCAGAUAUCGACAAAUUAUCGAAAAAGACCUUGGAAUAUCAGCUAGGCACAAUUUUCAUCGAAGAAGCCAGACAAUUCCGCGAAUGCCCUUUGCUUCAGAUGAUCCUGAGCGAUUGUGGGAAAGCGGAACAGCAGCUUGCCCGAGAAUAUGCCGAUCAUGAGGUGAAAGUCGAAGAUUUGGUAUUCAAACCUUUGCAGAACGUCCUGGAGAAUGAUUUCCCGAAUAUUCUUAAGCACAAACAUAACUUAAGGAAGUAUUGUUUAGAUAAGGAUUCUGCAAGUAAUCGAUACCAGGCUUCUGGCAAGGAAACGUUACGAGAAGACAUGGAGGAGGCCGAUACCAAAGUCGAGCAGAGUCGUGACGCAUUGGCCGUUGAAAUGUUUAACGUUUUAGCGAAAGAAAAUGAAAUUUCAGAAUAUAUGUUACAAUUGUUGAAAGUGCAGAGAAGUUACCAUGAAAGUGCCCUUAAAAAUUUACAAGAACUGAUUCCCCAUUUGGAGAAAAGAAUAGGUGAUAGUCAUGUAAGAAGAGUAUUCGGUACGUCUCUAAGAGAACACCUUCGAAUUACCAACAAACGUAUAGCUUACCCCCUAGAAAUCUGCAUAUCGGCCCUUACGGAAUACGGCAUGUCCGAGGAAGGAUUGUUCCGGGUCGCCGCUAGCACAUCAAAAGUGAAAAGACUGAAAGCCGCCAUCGAUUCGGGAUGCUUCUCCGUUCUCAUCCCGGAAUACAGAGACGUUCAUAUUUUGUCGAGCUUGUUGAAGUUAUAUUUAAGAGAACUACCUGAACCCUUGUUAACCGAUCAUUUGCACAAAGAGUGGCUGGACGCCGUACAGGUACCAGAAAUUCACCGUUUAGAAGUAGUAAAAGACAUCCUGACGAAACUUCCGCAGGAAAAUCGAGACAAUCUAGCGUACCUCUUCCAGUUCUUUUCGAAAUUGGCCAAACACCCUGAGAACAAAAUGACUGCAUCGAACCUGGCCAUAGUUCUCUCGCCGAAUUUGCUCGGCAACAAGCACGAAUUGGACGUAAAUAUUGGAAAUUGCGUUACUGUUAAUAUUCUAGUCGAACUAAUGAUAAAAGAAAGCGACCAUUUGUUCCCUGAAGAUGUCAGUAAAUAUGUGAGCGUGAUGGACAUAUUUCAGGAAGAUGAUACUUCCAGUAAUUUUAAGGCUAGCAAUUCAAACUUGGAUUUUUGUAUGGAUAGUCCAAGACCGAAUCAAAGAAAGAAGAAAUCUGCCCCUGUACCUCCAAUUAACAACGCUAAAGUGGACAGCACGCCCAAGUUGGUGCCUUUAUCGCCAAAGAAUUUAGUAAAAACCGAAGAAAGUCAGCCAGUACACAUUUCCCAGUCCCAAACAAAUGCGCCUCCUCCGAUGCAAAAUCCCAAACCAAAAUUGGAAGAAAUUCCACAUCGGCCGUCAGUACAAACCAAGGAAGUUCCACAAAACAAAAUAAUAGUACACCCCAGUACCUUGCCGAGGCCGAGCGAUUCGCAUAAAAAACUGGCGAAUACGAAAGACGGGGUUAAUCAGACCAUACAGAAAUCGGAUAGAGGUACGAUGACUGAAGGCGUGAACAAUAAACAAGCUGCAAUUGUUGAUCCGAAAUAUACUUCCAGCAUCUAUCAUAAGGUGAACCCAACUGUGAUACCCGAUAAUAAACCAGAUGACAUUGAAGAAGUUCAAAUUAGACGAAAAGACCUUAGUCAAAAGCCGGAAAUCCCAGCUCGCCCUUCAUCCCUGAGAACAUCAGCCCAAUGUUCGGUCUACAACGUUGCCAACAAACAACAACCUGCUUUCAUCAACAUACAGGGUAAACAGGAAUUCUACCAACCCGGUCAUGACAACAAGAUAGCCGACAAGGAGAGGUUCUUGGGCCACAAACCGGAAAACAGAGACUCAAACCACAACAGUGAAAACGAAAGAACGAUCUCGGAGAACUCUAGAAAUAGUCUAGAGAGCCAGGGCAGUUUAAUGGUGAAAUCAGUCGAUAGUUUAGGUGAAAAUUGUGAUACGAAAAACGCUAAUCAAAACGUGCAGAAAUCUAGUCAUAAUAGAGCUAGGUCAGACGGAGGGAUGAUCGAUUUGAACAAGGGAAUCGCAGUAGGCGCACAGGGUAGAAAUUUAAGCAAACCGACGCAACCUCCACCUCCUCCGCCCGAUUUGAUAGGGUAG